GCUCCACGCAGUGAACGAGAGACAGAGGAAGAGAGCAGUUCUGGCCCUUGGUAGACUAGACCUCUUCUAACUAUGCGUCCUUCGUCUACUAGCCUACUGCACAAUAAAUAACUCUAGACUCAGGGACAAAGAGGACAUAGCUACUGACCGGUCUACUGCUGCAUGGAGGCAUCUGGGCAGUGCGUGCAGGAAUACAGCUCCAGCUCAAUCGGACCUCUCAAAUGUUCCAGGACGAAUAGAGAAGAGGAGAGCGGGAGCGCAGCGGAUGAAAGGAAAGGAAAUAUUUACUACGUUGACUCACCGCAGUUACUCCGCUCUGGGGAAGAGAGAAGAAUGGAGGAAUGAGGAGAAGAGACGGUUAAAGUGUGUUAUGUCAGAGGUGCUGCUGAUGGAGUUAUAAAGGAUGGAUACGUGUUGUCAUCUAUUCUAUGAAAUACAGCGACGGGUAGAGAGAGAGAGCUUUGCUGGGUGAUAAUAUUCAUCUGACAAAGACAUCUGCCGUUAAACUACCCCUCUGACCGCAAUAAUAGCCCAGGCUGCAAAGAGACCUCGGCAUAGGCUACCUGAUCUAACGAGGAACCGAGUCGGUGUGACAUUAGGGACAAAGACGAGAAGAAGGAACUUCCCCAGUUUCUCAGCUACAGGUCAACAACGGAUCACAUCGGCUUUCAUCCCUCCCUGAACCACUCAAAACCGGAAUUAAGAUUCAACGGCUGUUGACACGCGCGCUUUGUGGACGGUUCAACCAAAGACAGGUCUAAACGAGGAUCUGAAGACAUACUGGACAGAGGGACAUGUAUCUAACAUCGACCUCAUAUGCACCCGACUAACAAACACACGAGCCACAGAAGAAAGCGAUAGAUAGCGGCUGCUCCCCUGCCACGCGCACGGCCGGUCAGACUCUCUCCUCCGCUCGCUCUAUCUCCCGGUUGUGAGGAUGACUGGGGUCGCGUGCUUGAAGUGUUACCUCUGGAUCUUUAUCUUCGUAUUUAGGUCGAUGUUACCUUCUGACGCCAAAUUACUGGAAACUAUAAUGUGGAGCACUCAGAAUGCCAAGUUCCUGUCAGGUAGAGGGGUGGUCAUCUACCCAGAUAUCGGGGACAAGCUGGACAUUAUCUGCCCCAAGGCUGAGCCAGGACGAGACUACGAGUUCUAUAAGCUGUACCUGGUCAGGAGAGAACAGGCGGAGGGGUGCAGCACGGUCAUGGACCCCAACGUACUGGUCAACUGUAACAAGCCAGAGAAGGACAUCAAGUUCACCAUCAAGUUCCAGGAGUUUAGUCCCAACUAUAUGGGCCUGGAGUUUAAGAAGAACAUGAAUUACUACAUCACAUCCACGUCCAAUGGUUCAGUCGAAGGCCUGGAGAACAGAGAGGGAGGAGUCUGUAAGACCAGGGCCAUGAAAGUUGUCAUGAAGGUCGGACAAGACCCCAACACUGUUCUACCAGACCCUGUAUUACCAGAGGAACCAGAGAGAGAGAGCGACAACAGUCUGGGAGGAGACUUCAGUCCUAGCCCUGAGGACAACCUGCUGCCUGUGGCAGGAGAGCCAGGCAACACUGACUCUAUAAACCAGGACAACAGGUCAGGAGGCUCCAGCAGCAGUGACGGCAUCCUGGGGUCAAAGGUCGCUGUGUUCUCAGCCAUCGGAGCCGGCUGCAUCAUCUUCCUCCUCCUCAUCCUCUUCCUCAUCAUCCUGCUCAUCAAGAUGAGGAAGAGAUCCCGGAAGCACUCUCACGCUCAGCCCCACCCUUCCGCCCUGUCACUCAGCACGCUGUCCAAUCAGAACAAGCUGCCUGGCAGCGGGAGCACAGCCGGGACGGAACCCAGUGACAUCAUCAUCCCGCUGAGGACGGAGAAUAACUACUGCCCUCACUACGAGAAAGUGAGCUCUGACUACGGACAUCCUGUUUAUAUCGUACAGGAGAUGCCUCCGCAGAGCCCAGCAAACAUUUAUUAUAAAGUCUGAGAGAGGAGGAGAGAACAUUUAUUAUAAAGUCUGAGAGAGGAGGAGAGGAGAGAACAUUUAUUACCAGGUCUGAGAGAGGAGGAGAGGAGAGAACAUUUAUUACCAGGUCUGAGA
This is a messenger RNA of Oncorhynchus gorbuscha (pink salmon), 2083 nucleotides long. RefSeq names its product ephrin-B1-like. Bases 938 to 1969 code for a protein of 343 amino acids. The record is from RefSeq and is a predicted model, not a curated record. Lineage: Eukaryota; Metazoa; Chordata; Actinopteri; Salmoniformes; Salmonidae. Gene Ontology annotation, cellular component: plasma membrane. Gene Ontology annotation, molecular function: ephrin receptor binding. Gene Ontology annotation, biological process: axon guidance; ephrin receptor signaling pathway. The transcript has 5 exons.